Gamsiella multidivaricata is the source of this 1582-nucleotide messenger RNA. RefSeq names its product uroporphyrinogen decarboxylase. Gene Ontology annotation, molecular function: uroporphyrinogen decarboxylase activity. Gene Ontology annotation, cellular component: cytosol. Gene Ontology annotation, biological process: heme biosynthetic process. The record is from RefSeq and is a predicted model, not a curated record. The coding region runs from base 216 to 1352 and encodes 378 amino acids. NCBI's taxonomy places the organism in Eukaryota, Fungi, Mortierellomycota, Mortierellomycetes, Mortierellales, Mortierellaceae. The transcript has 4 exons.
CGCGUACUGGAAAUGAGCCGUCUCUCUUUUUGGGACGCUGCUCCACGGAUAUGUCCGUCCGAUCGCACUGUUAAUAAGCGGGUGGUGCCUGGAGUGGAGUGGCAUUCCUCUUUCCAUCUUUCUUUCUUCAAUCGCUCCUCCCGUCCGCUUCGUUCCCUUUUCCCCAAACGAUCUCGCACCCAUUCACUCAUUCAGCAACAGCACAGCCAACAAGCAUGUCUGCCACAAAACCAUUCCCUCCUCUCAAGAAUGACCUGAUCCUCAGAGCCGCCCGUGGCGAGAAGACCGAGCGUGCACCCGUCUGGGUCAUGCGUCAGGCUGGUCGCUACCUGCCUGAGUUCCGUGCCGAGCGCGUUGAGAACGACUUCUUCAAGAUCUGUCGCACACCCGAGUUAGCGACCAAGGUCACGCUUCAGCCCAUUGACCGCUACGACGGCCUGCUGGAUGCAUCAAUCAUCUUUUCCGAUAUCCUGGUCAUCCCCCAGGCCAUGGGCAUGACUGUUGAGAUGGUCCCCGGCAAGGGGCCCCAUUUCCCUGAUCCUCUGGUUCACCCUUCGGAGAUGCCAGCCAAGCUGAAGGAAAAGGUCGAUGUGUACCAGGAGUUGCAGUACGUCUUUGAUGCGAUCACCAUGACCCGACACGCGCUCGACGGACGUGUGCCCUUGAUCGGAUUUGUGGGCGCACCUUGGACCUUGAUGGCAUACAUGAUUGAAGGAGGCGGUAGCAAGACACUGUCAAAGGCCAAGGAGUGGAUCUUCAAGCACCCCAAGGCGAGUCAUGAGCUGCUGAACCGCAUCACGGAUGUCUGUGUCGAAUUCUUGGUUGGUCAAGUCCGUGCCGGAGCUCAGAUGCUGCAAGUGUUCGAAUCGUGGGGAGGAGAGUUGGGUCCUCAUGAUUUCGAGCAGUUCUCGCUCCCUUACUUGGCUCAGAUUGCCAAGCGGGUCAAGGCUGCGCUCGGUUCGGAAGCUGUGCCGAUGACGGUCUUUGCCAAGGGCUCAUGGUACGCACUCGAGCAGCUGUCGGAGAUCGGAUACGAGACCGUGUCCCUGGACUGGACUCAUGACCCUGUCCAGGCCAAGGCUCUGACGAAGGGCCGCGUGACGCUUCAGGGCAACAUGGAUCCCAAUGUAUUGUAUGGAGGGGACGAGGCGAUUGUCGCAGCCGUAGAGAGGAUGGUUCGAGGCUUUGGAUCGACAGGACGGUAUAUUGCUAACCUGGGACAUGGUAUCUUGCCGACUGUGCCUGUGGAGGCCAUGGAGCUGUUCUUGAAGACUGUCCACCGUGUGGGUCUUGAGGUCGCGGCCGAGGAAUCAAAGAUAGAGAUUGCCAGCAAUGUCAACAUUAUUGGAUAAACAUCGGGUCCAGUCGCCACGCCAUUACCACCGUUACCAUCAACAUCAGCAUCGUCGCUAUAGAUCGGUCGUGUUUCUUUGUUUUUGAAUAAGAAGAGGAGAAGAACUGGGUUUUUGUGAUCUGUAAUAUAUCUCUUGAAUGGAAUAAAAAUGAAGACAUGGGGGGAGGGGGGAUGCUACCCCCUUAUCGCAAUCCAUUCGAUCCAUGAGCCAUUAAACAGCAACUGACA